CUCAUUCACCAAAACAAGGCUAGAGAGGUGGUCACGAGCUAUCUUCUCCUUGGUCACUCACGAGAUCUCAAACUUCCACUUGAACUUCAGUAAAAUGGCUGAUACAGAGCUUAUGGAAAGUUUGGAUACCCUCUUAGUACAGUUGGCUCUGCAGACUCGAGAAUUGUGCUCGAAAAAAGACGAUGUACACAGGCAAAUUAAAGUCUUCCAGACUAAUAUUCAGCAGAAGAAGACUUGCAUCGAGGAGACCAGGAAGAGCAUAGAGAAACUUGAGGAUCAGAUCUUAGAGAAACAGAAGACAGUGCAGCAUUACAGAGAGAACACUAAGGGUAUGAAGAGGACCAAUGACCUAAUGACGCACUAUGAGAAGGUCUUGGAGAGUGAACUGGAGCGCCGAAAUGAGAACUGCAACAGGGACAUGAAAAUGUAUCAGGAGAGAAUCGAGAGCUGCAAGGCGGUUCUGAAGAAGCACAAGGAGAAGUACCAUGAGCACCCCCUGGCCCAAAAGCUGUUGCUGAUCCUGGCCAAGAACGAGGAGAUUGAGAAGCGGAUCAGGGCCUGCGAGGACCAGAUAGCCGCCGGGGAGAAGAAACGGCAGGAGCUGCAUGAUGCAGCACGAAAUAAAACUCUACCGGAGCAAGGAGACGAUAGUGUGUCAGUUGGUCACAUAGAGCUUCAGAUGAUGGAACAGGGAGAAGCAUCAGUGGAGGGGAAGGAGCUGCUGUCACAGGGCCAGGGUUCAGGCUGGGAGGUCCUGGAUGAGGGUCAGGGCUGGGGAGAGGAGAGGAUGGAGGAGGCAGACGCCGGCCGAGGCAGAGCAGUACAAAGGGAGGUAGCGGACAAACCCAAGCAAGGACAGAGGGAACAGGAGGCUAGCUUCAAUGUGUUUGGCAUGGCCGAGGGACCGGCCAGAGAGGAAGGCUUUGCACUGGGGAUGGCAGCGGAAGCCGCAGCAGCACCCACCACGACAGCAACAAUAGAGAGCCGUGGGCAGCAGCAGGACCCCCCCACACCCAAAACCCCCAAGGCUCCCAGCAACCCCCCCAGGACCCCCACCACCCCCCAGACCCCCUGCACCUCCACUGCUGCAGCUGGGGAUGCGGACAUGCAGGUGCCAGCCGCCGGGGCCGCAGGGGACGUCACACCCCCUCCUCAGCAGACGCCCCCCAGGAUGAAGGCGGCCCUGUCCACCCCCACCUUCAAACUCGGGGGCCGCAGCGACAGCACGGAGGAGAAGUCCCCAGGCUUCGUGUUCACCAUGCCGGCUGAGCCCACUCCAGCUGGCUUCUCAGCUGAGCCCCCUCAAGCUGGCUUCUCAGGGUUCGGCUUCGACAUGGGCUCCACAGCACAGGAGGAGGAGGAAACUCCUUUCUCUUUCACAAGCGAGUAUUUCAGCGAUAAGAAAUUCUCUGAAUCAAAGUUCUCAGGGUUUCCAUUUGACCAGCAAGAAAGUGGGUCUGAGGAUGGAUUCCAGUUCCCCUUCUCUUCCGAGAGUCCCACGCAGAAGCCCAACAGUUCCGAGGGGGGCUUCCAGUUCUCCUUCUCCAACCAGAGCCCAGAACAGCGCCCCUCCUCCAAAGACAGCGCAGGCAGUGGCGACGGGUUCCCCUUCUCCUUCAACUUCUAAACGUUCUACAGUCCACAGUCCUUCCAAGUUCUACGUUCUGCUAUUCAGGAGGAAUUGUCGGUAGCUUUCUAUUCUGUGCCAGAUUGGAGGAGUAUUGUAGAAGUUUGUAGGAUGAAUUGUAUGUGCAUUUUCAUGAACUGCAUGUUUUAGAUGUGAUACAUGACAGAUGGUUUAUGGAACCUGGUGUGCUAACCGUGUGCAAACUUUUUAAGUCCUCUAUCAACAAUAUACUUGUUAUUUAGCAGUGUAGGUCAAAGAAACGGUAUGAUACAGGAUGGUAUGUUAUGUUAUGGAGGCAUCGUAAUGGAGUCAAAGUAAUAGAAGACAUUUUUUUCCAUUUGUUUGGUUUGGGAAAAUUACAGAGCAUGCAGUACUCCUGUCAUUUUAUUUAUGGUGAUGAAAAACUACGGCAAGACUGAUGUCAGUAGUCAUCUCUGUGAUAUUUAUUGUUGUUUAAUACAUUCAGAUGGUAGUGUUUACACAAAUAUAUUCUUACACUUGUUUGCCUGUUUACUUGGAAGAAGAAAAAGAGAACAAUAAAAAUAUAGGAAUCAAA
This is a messenger RNA of Engraulis encrasicolus (European anchovy), 2183 nucleotides long. Its product is annotated as coiled-coil domain-containing protein 88B. The record is from RefSeq and is a predicted model, not a curated record. The transcript is spliced from 15 exons. Bases 95 to 1627 code for a protein of 510 amino acids. Gene Ontology annotation, cellular component: central element. Gene Ontology annotation, biological process: spermatogenesis; meiotic DNA double-strand break processing involved in reciprocal meiotic recombination; oogenesis. NCBI's taxonomy places the organism in Eukaryota, Metazoa, Chordata, Actinopteri, Clupeiformes, Engraulidae.